AACUUCCUUGGCAUUGGACAAAGUGCUUCCAUAGAGAUUAUCUUAAACAAUCUUGCGAACCGAAAAUUAAUAGAGGUGAAAUCAGAUCAGCAAGCACCGUUUCUUCUGCCCGUGUUCUACAAUGGGGAAAGUAUUUCCGGAAAAGUGACAAUCUCCUUAAAGAGGGGCUGCAAACUUGAAUACCAAGGCAUUAAGAUUGAAUUGAUUGGACACAUUGACUUCUUUUCUGAUCGAGGUAGUCGUGAUGAAUUUCUCAAUCGGACACAAGAUUUGGCCCGCCCUGGAAUACUUUCUCAGUCAUCAACAACCUACCCAUUCUGUUUUGACGAUGUUGAAAUGCCUUUCGAGUCUUACUCUGGUUCCAACGUCCAACUGAGAUAUUUUUUGCGAGUCACUGUUCUGAAGAGGUUCAUGGAUUUGACGAAAGAGCAUGACAUCAUCGUGCAUUCCUUUUGUAAACCCCAACAACCAGACACGAACAUUCAAGUGGAGGUCGGUAUCGAGGACAGUCUUCACAUUGAAUUUGAAUAUAACAAAUCUUGUUAUCACCUUGAGGACGUGAUUGUGGGCAAGAUCUACUUCCUCUUGGUUCGGGUGAAGAUCAAGUACAUGGAAGUGCAGAUUUUGCGCCGAGAGUCGACUGGUAUGGGGGCAGUAAACACCUUCACGGACAUGGAAACACUGGCCAAGUUCGAAAUUAUGGACGGGGCACCCGUGCGAGGCGAGUGCAUUCCCAUCCGGCUCUUCCUCGGCGCCUACGACCUCACGCCCACCAUGAAAGACGUCAACCGCAAGUUCUCUGUUAGGUACUACCUCAACCUUGUACUGUUGGAUGAAGAGGAGCGGAGGUAUUACAAACAGCACGAGAUCUUUCUUUUCCGACGACCAGACAAGCGUUUUGAGACCCUGAUGUUGAGUCAGCAGGCGUUGGCCCAAAAACCACACUCGCAGCCUCUUUCCCCCUCGCCAGUCGCCUCUCAAGGCUCGCCCUCCCCCCCUCUUUCCCCCUCUGGCGAAGAAAACGGACGAGAUGAUGCGGUUGUUACGGUACCACAAGAUGACGCGAACGGUGUUCAAGAUCGACCAACAUCGGAAGGCCAGGUUGUCGUGUCAGAUGGUUCAAAAGGGCCAGAGGAAGAACAACGAGAUGGUAUCAAAGACCCGGUUGUACCCGUUUUGGAGUGUAAAAAUGGUGGUGGCGACGAAUACGCUGAUAAUGACGUUUUCCUCAACAUCCCGGAUGAUGACGAUGCUUGCAGCAACGACGAUGGUCUUUCCCGCGCUCAACGGAGUUUUGCCCGCUACGAAUCAUCCCGUGACGAAAUGGUUUCUACAGCCAAACUAACGCCCCCCGAAUCCCCUGUUCCAGUCUCUUAA
Mesocestoides corti is the source of this 1377-nucleotide messenger RNA. The record is from the annotation of a GenBank genome assembly. NCBI's taxonomy places the organism in Eukaryota, Metazoa, Platyhelminthes, Cestoda, Cyclophyllidea, Mesocestoididae.